Fukomys damarensis (Damara mole-rat) is the source of this 1024-nucleotide messenger RNA. RefSeq lists its product as uncharacterized. Lineage: Eukaryota; Metazoa; Chordata; Mammalia; Rodentia; Bathyergidae. The record is from RefSeq and is a predicted model, not a curated record.
AGCAGUCUGGAGUGGCAGCAUGCAGGAAUCCCCAGCAGAGAACCAGAGGAGGCCUAUGUCAUCUACCUCCAGAGACCCAGCCUAGGUAAGCAAACUGCAGCUGCUGUCCCAGCUCAGCCAUCAGCUUGACUCGCACCUCUGGGACCAUGUCCAGACGCCAGGCGAAUCCUUCGAACACUUACAGCCACGUGGGCCACCCUAAAUCUGCAUCCUUCCCACCCCGAUCCCCAGGCUGGCCCCAGGGCCCCAGCUUAAAUAGGGUUAGCAGAGGCCCACACAGCUGCAUCUGCAACGGUUCAGACUUCGGCACCUGCAGCAGCCACUCAGGGCAGUCCUUGGACCCCACCUCCCCCAGACUUUCCCAGGGAAGAGUGUGCACAGGCCAGUCCUACAGCUCCAGGUUUGCAGAGACCAGUCACCUGGUGAGAGGACCCGAGGUGGCCAGAAUGCCCAAUGGUCACAGCAGCGGCCCCCACUACCUGCUCUGUACGGACUGUCCUCCGAGCCAUUCCAGCUCCACCUUCCUAGACCAGCUCAUCAAGGGCAUCAACUACCUGGACCAAUCCACCAACGCCUUCUACAACUGCCCCCAAACCCUUAGUCUGCCCAAGCUUGCAGCCAACUACCUGGAACGAGCAGCCAACGCCUUCUACCUGGAGCACCUGGAACAUGUGCCCCUCAGUUACUCCAGCCGCAGUGCCGGUGUGGCUGCCUCUGGCAGCUCCACUGCCAGCACCUGUGUGGUGCCUUCCCCCAGGGGUGCAAAUACCUUGCAGUGCCUGGCCCGCUCCACCAGCGUGAGCAGGCAGCACCCACCUCAGAGCCAGGGCUUCACCCCUGUGCUCCCUCAGACGUCGGGUACCAAGCUGCCGGAGCUCCCUUUGUUCGGCAGUGGGCUCCUCAGUCAUUUGCCCAAGGUCAGGGAAGCCAUCCGCUCAGGCUGGAGUGCCCUGGAGCUUAGCUCCAAGCCCUCUACCUGGUGGUGACACCAGCUGUGCCAUGGGCACAUGUCCACCAGGCCACA